CUCUGUGCUGUCAUGUGGCGUUUGCAGACACACAGGGAGAGUCUUUCAACAACAACCUGGGUGAAUAAAAACAACUCGGUGGCUCUUUGUGUCUCUUUGUUGGUCCGUUUCACACUCUCCCAUCAUGGCGUGGACUAAUUACCAGCUGUUCCUAGCUGGACUUAUGCUAACAACCGGAUCCAUCAACACAUUGUCGGCGAAAUGGGCUGACAUGUUCACAGCAUCGGGCUGCAAAGAUGACCCUGAGCAUAAAUUCUCUCAUCCAUUUGUACAGGCAGUGGGAAUGUUUCUGGGUGAGCUGAGUUGUCUCGCGGUUUUCUACAUCUUACUUUGCCAUGACCGACGUAAUCCUGAGCCAAAGAUAAACCCGGGUCAGAGCUUCAACCCUCUGCUCUUUUUCCCACCUGCCAUGUGUGACAUGACCGCCACCUCCAUCAUGUAUGUUGCUCUGAACAUGACAAGUGCAUCCAGCUUCCAGAUGCUGCGUGGAGCUGUCAUAAUUUUUACUGGGCUGCUCUCAGUGGCGUUCCUUGGGCGACGUUUGCUGCUCAGUCAGUGGCUCGGCAUCCUCAUCACCAUCCUUGGCUUGGUGAUCGUGGGCCUCGCUGACUUCUUCAGCGGGAACAAAGAUGAACACAAACUCAGCGAUGUCAUCACUGGCGAUCUUCUAAUCAUCAUGGCUCAGAUCAUUGUUUCAGUGCAGAUGGUUCUGGAGGAAAAGUUUGUCUACAAACAUGACGUCCAUCCUCUGAAGGCUGUUGGCACUGAAGGUUUCUUUGGGUUCGUGGUGCUUUCGCUGCUCCUCAUCCCGAUGUAUUUCAUCCACGUGGGUGACUUUAGUGGAAACCCCCGGGAGGUCCUGGAGGACGCUCUGGACGCCUUCUGUCAGAUCGGACACCAGCCUCUCAUCUUACUUGCUCUGCUGGGAAACACGGUCAGCAUCGCAUUCUUCAACUUCGCUGGCAUCAGUGUCACCAAGGAGAUCAGCGCCACCACCCGCAUGGUGCUGGACAGCCUGCGCACGCUCGUCAUCUGGGUCGUGAGCCUGGGGCUGGGCUGGGAGCAGUUUCAUGGCCUGCAGGUGCUUGGCUUCCUGGUGCUUCUGGUGGGGACGUCGCUCUACAAUGGACUGCAUCGCCCCCUGCUGUCCAGAUUACCAUGCUGUGAAGGGAUGGUGAGUUCAGAGGAGGAGGCCACUGCUGGAGAGAGGGAGAGGCUGCUAGUAAACGGCAGGGUGCCAGCGGCUGACGACAUCUAAAGUCAACAAAACACUGAUCAUAGACUGAAUGUCUGACACCAAACCUUUCACAUAUACUGUCACUGAAAAUGACUUUUUAAAUGUUUUUAGGUUCUCACCUCAGAUUUAACUGAGAGUCAAACACCAGGUAAGUGAACUGUACCUAAGUAAGCAGAUAUGUUACAACACUGCUGAAAUCAAGAGACAGAUAACAGGGAAGUCUGAGGGAGAUUUUUAUAGAAAUACAGGGUUUAUAAAUGGAAAAAGAAAUUGAAAUAAUGAGCAAAACUGAAAUAAUUUAAAGUCAGUUCCUGCAUUUGCUUUUGCAUUUCCUGUUUUUAUCUUAUUUUAUUUUUUAAGAACUUGAAUUGCCUUGGUGCUAAACCACUAAAGCAUGCUUGUAAAAAAUGACUGCCACAAAAAAAAUCAAACUUAAUGCCAGUUAUUUUGCAGAUUAUCUGUAAAAAAGAAAGAGAAUUUUGAUAUCUGUUUGAGUUUGAAUAUUUUAUUUCUUAUUUCUCUAUUUUAAGAACAGCUUUUAUUUUUUUUUAAGUGUUGAAGGCUAAGCAGUAUGAUCGUGCCAAAGUGUUUUCACUGUCACUGACUGAAUGCACUACAGAGAUCUGAUUCAGCGUUUCACUUUCAAACUGCUGACUCACUUUAGUCAUCUCAGCUGAGUUAAAAUCAUAUCAGAUGUUUUGCUGUUUUUAAAGAUUGUCUGUAUACUUGAUUUGUUUGUACAGAUGUAAAAAGAAGUCAGAACACCAAGUGGUUUGCACUUGUUAUCAUAGCUGUAAAUUUAGUGAUUUCAGGUGUUGACUGUAAGAGAACUAAAGGGAACUGUCAUUAAAUCUCACUGGCUGAAUAAUGUAACAGAAAUUAUAUGAUGCUAUGUAAUAAUGAAAAGAGACUUUUUAAAAAAAUACACUUUUAAAAUCA
This is a messenger RNA of Cheilinus undulatus (humphead wrasse), 2176 nucleotides long. It is a transcript of the gene slc35f6, whose product is annotated as solute carrier family 35 member F6. Gene Ontology annotation, molecular function: transmembrane transporter activity. The record is from RefSeq and is a predicted model, not a curated record. Gene Ontology annotation, cellular component: intracellular membrane-bounded organelle; membrane. The transcript is spliced from 6 exons. Lineage: Eukaryota; Metazoa; Chordata; Actinopteri; Labriformes; Labridae. Bases 125 to 1258 code for a protein of 377 amino acids. Gene Ontology annotation, biological process: transmembrane transport.